Molecule: messenger RNA, 402 nt
Organism: Torulaspora delbrueckii
Lineage: Eukaryota; Fungi; Ascomycota; Saccharomycetes; Saccharomycetales; Saccharomycetaceae
Gene: FMP46
Product: putative redox protein
Exons: 1
Coding region: 1-402 (133 amino acids)
Cellular component (GO): mitochondrion
Molecular function (GO): oxidoreductase activity
Source: RefSeq, a predicted model, not a curated record
AUGUCGAUGUUCAAGACUUUACAACAUCAGCCACGGGUUAUCUCUUUGUUUACACACAAUUUGGAAAACAACAGGGCAACUGAGGCUAUUUUACAACUGCUGAGAUGCGAUGCCGAUAGUAAGUACAAUGUGGAGUUGGAUACGAAGUUUCCAACGUUGGAUCAGCUCAAGUAUAUGAAUGGGAUCAAUUCGCAGCUAUUACAGAAACAAGUGCCCACUUUGAGCCAAUUGCUGAAGCAGAAACCGCACGAUCCAGUUUUUCAUUCGGAGUUGAAGGACUGUGUAGCAAAGGGUAUUUGGAACUCAAAGACUCCAUUGUGGGUUGAUUGGGAAAAGAAGCAGAUGGGAAAUGAUACGAAGGGAAUUGCGGGCCUAUUGGAGCCACAGGAGAAAUCCGAGUAG